AUAAAUAGUUGCUCGAAUAUGCUCGAAAGGACGCCCUUCGUCUCGGCGAUAAACAACUUCGUCCCUCCCCUCCUCCCCCCGUGCACGGUCUUUUCCUCGGUAGUCUUCGAGAGAAGUCUGCCGAAAGAAAUUCGAAAGGUGGUUCAUUUCGCGGCGAUGCCGAAACUUUCGCGAGCCGGCUCUCGAGCACGUUGCUCGGAAUACGGUUAACAUUCGCGAGCGCGCUACAACCGAGUCGAUAACUUUGGACAAUUCUUGGCGACCGCGUUUUAAUGAAUGAUAGAUGGAUUCGUUUCAAAAUCCCUACUUGGACUUGGGUGUAGAUCCUAAUAAAACUUUCGACGAUGCGGUCGAGGAACGUGUCAUUAAUGAGGAAUACAAGAUAUGGAAGAAGAAUACUCCAUUUCUGUAUGAUCUUGUUAUGACACAUGCUUUGGAAUGGCCUUCUUUAACAGCUCAGUGGUUACCGGAUGUUACAAGACCAGAGGGGAAGGAUUAUUCUGUACACCGACUGAUCCUAGGAACUCAUACCUCAGAUGAGCAGAAUCAUCUACUAAUUGCUAGCGUACAAUUACCCAAUGAAGAUGCACAGUUCGACGCGUCUCAUUAUGAUAAUGAAAAGGGCGAGUUUGGAGGGUUCGGAUCUGUUAGCGGGAAGAUCGAGAUAGAAAUCAAGAUAAAUCAUGAAGGCGAGGUCAACAGGGCGCGUUAUAUGCCACAGAACCCUUGCGUCAUCGCUACCAAGACUCCAUCGAGCGAUGUGCUCGUGUUUGAUUACACUAAACAUCCUAGUAAACCAGACCCGAACGGGGAAUGUCAUCCGGACUUGAGGUUGCGUGGACAUCAGAAGGAGGGCUACGGUCUUUCGUGGAAUCCUAAUCUCAAUGGAUACUUGCUUAGCGCAUCUGACGAUCACACGAUCUGUCUGUGGGACAUUAACGCGACUCCAAAAGAGAAUCGCGUUAUCGAUGCGAAAACCAUCUUCACGGGACAUACCGCUGUGGUUGAGGAUGUUGCUUGGCACUUAUUACAUGAGUCCUUGUUCGGCUCAGUGGCUGAUGACCAGAAGUUGAUGAUUUGGGAUACUAGGUGCAACAACACCAGUAAACCAAGUCAUACGGUCGACGCUCAUACUGCAGAAGUUAACUGUCUCAGUUUUAAUCCGUAUUCUGAGUUCAUACUCGCCACCGGCAGCGCGGACAAGACCGUAGCCCUCUGGGAUCUGCGUAACUUGAAGCUCAAACUGCACUCGUUCGAGUCACAUAAAGACGAAAUUUUCCAAGUUCAAUGGUCACCGCACAAUGAAACGAUAUUGGCGAGCAGCGGCACGGACAGACGAUUGCAUGUAUGGGACCUCAGUAAAAUUGGAGAGGAGCAAUCCACUGAGGACGCCGAAGACGGACCGCCUGAGCUUUUGUUCAUACACGGCGGGCACACCGCAAAGAUAAGCGAUUUUUCGUGGAAUCCUAACGAACCCUGGGUUAUAUGUUCCGUUUCCGAGGACAACAUAAUGCAAGUAUGGCAGAUGGCGGAGAACAUCUACAACGACGAGGAACCAGAGACGCCCGGAAGCGAGCUUGAAACCGGUGGCUCAUAACGCAUUAAAUAAUUUUAUCACGCCGCUCGCGACCGGUAUCAACACGCAGGUUAUGAAAUCUGGAUUACGUUAUACAUCCGACAUCUCAGUGUGUAUUUUUCGGCGACAGAUGUUAAGGAUUCCAUUUCCAAGGAAUUUACUUUUCGUCGAUCUCGCUCGUUUGCUCGGGCGAAUGAAACCGGUGCGACGUCAUUUCUCUGUCAUGGCGGAAGCUCAAGUAAUGUUAGGAGAUGUCAAGUACUUUUUCUACUUCCUUUUAAGAACGAUCAAUAAAGAAGUGACCACUCA
Messenger RNA from Dinoponera quadriceps, 1885 nucleotides. It is a transcript of the gene Caf1-55, whose product is annotated as probable histone-binding protein Caf1. The transcript has 5 exons. Gene Ontology annotation, cellular component: ESC/E(Z) complex; nucleus; NuRD complex. Gene Ontology annotation, biological process: regulation of gene expression. The record is from RefSeq and is a predicted model, not a curated record. The coding region runs from base 284 to 1597 and encodes 437 amino acids. Gene Ontology annotation, molecular function: histone binding. NCBI's taxonomy places the organism in Eukaryota, Metazoa, Arthropoda, Insecta, Hymenoptera, Formicidae.